This is a messenger RNA of Schizophyllum commune H4-8, 1126 nucleotides long. RefSeq lists its product as uncharacterized. The record is from RefSeq and is a predicted model, not a curated record. The coding region runs from base 240 to 851 and encodes 203 amino acids. NCBI's taxonomy places the organism in Eukaryota, Fungi, Basidiomycota, Agaricomycetes, Agaricales, Schizophyllaceae. The transcript has a single exon. Gene Ontology annotation, molecular function: metal ion binding.
UCCUCGCGGCCACCCGUCCUCCCAUCCUCGACGCUAACUUAUUUCGCUGUCAUCGCGCUGUCUAAUCGCUUUCGCUGAUUGUCUGCACUACACGCCUAAUGUGAGCGGAUUAUGGGGCACCGUCAUCAACCAAUAUCAAUAUCUAUACGCGCGUAUCGUAUUGCUCAUGCAUCUCUCUAUCACCUGGGUUAUGCAUCUCUCUACCACCUGGGUCAUGGAACUCUACUAUCACCGGGGUUAUGCACCUUUCUCACUUGGGCCAUCCCUCCCAAUGCCAGGUCCUUUCCGCUGGUUACCAGUUGUCUCUUCGAGGCAGCCGCCUCUCUGAGCCAACCUCCCCAUGCCUGCUAGUAUACUUGACCGCGACCUACAGCUUCCCUACCCGCCGUAAGCCUCCCUACCCCACCGUAAUUCCCCACCUACCUGCUCGCUACACCUGCAUCUCCGCAUUGAUAUAUUCUUACCUAUUGGAUUCGUUUUUGGCCGCUAUUGGAAUGAUCGUGGCUGGCGUUGGAAUCGUCUUGGCUACAAUGUUCGUUUUCACAUCCCUAACCUUUUUGAAUUUGUUGAUGGUGUUGCGCGUUGGCUGCACACCUUUUCUGGCUAUAUCGCACAUCCUUGGACGACCCUGCGAGGGUUCCGUCUGUUCUUUCUACGCGCACUGCCUACAGUGUGCCUAUGGUUCCCUAUGCCCUUUCGAGGCUUCGCAUGCGUAUAUGUAUGCGUGCACCUACUUCUAUGACCCUUACUCAGUAGUCUCGACGGUGCCAAUCCAAAUAGAAAGCCGUGUGAAGUUCCUCUGGAGGCGCAGUAAUAGCAAACAUAUUUUUAUACAAGCAAGUAAGCAGUAGACGCAAUACAGAGGGUACAAUCUACGCAAAGACCCACAAAUCCUGCACCACGCCACCCUCCAUCGUCGGGCGGUCUUCCUGGACGACCGGGAAGAGCCUCUCCAGGUCCUUCCCGAUGUCGAGCGCGAGCGCGGGCUCCUUCUUGAUCUUGCGCUUGGCCUCGGUCUCGAAGAGCUAAGGGAUGAUGUGUAAGUAACUCAUUUAGAAGGACGAAGGUUGGGACGACGAAGGAGCAGGGAAGAGGGGUUAAAGGAGAAGGAUGUUAUAGCUUGCUC